Molecule: messenger RNA, 1677 nt
Organism: Styela clava
Lineage: Eukaryota; Metazoa; Chordata; Ascidiacea; Stolidobranchia; Styelidae
Product: N-acetylgalactosamine-6-sulfatase-like
Molecular function (GO): arylsulfatase activity
Source: RefSeq, a predicted model, not a curated record
CUUGUGAAUUGCUUUUAAAUAGGCCACACUAUAUUACUCGUAAAAAGUUAAUUGGAAUUCUAGCUUCUCAAGGAAAUGGCGACAAAAUUCUUUUGUCUGAUGCUGGUGUUAUUCCAAAGUGUCUUCGCUCUCAACCAACAGAAACCUAAUAUUAUAUUCAUGUUAAUGGAUGAUAUGGGAUGGGGCGAUCUUGGUAUAUUUGGACACCCAGCAAAAGAAACUCCGAAUUUAGACAAAAUGUCUGCAGAAGGAAUGUUGUUUACUGAUUUCUAUAGUGCUAAUCCUCUAUGUUCACCAUCCAGAGCAGCAAUGUUGACGGGUAGGUUGCCGUUAAGAAAUGGAUUUUAUACAAGCACUUAUCAUGGACAUAACGGUUAUACACCUCAAAACAUAGUUGGUGGAAUCUCAGAUUCGGAAGUAUUGUUGCCAGAAUUAUUAAAACAAGCAGGAUAUUAUACCAAACUAAUUGGAAAAUGGCAUUUGGGUCAUCAAGAACAAUAUCUUCCGUUGAAACAUGGAUUUGAUGAAUGGUUUGGGGCGCCAAACUGUCAUUUUGGGCCCUAUGAUGAUGUUUCCACUCCAAAUAUACCUGUAUAUGACAAUGAAGACAUGAUUGGAAGAUAUUAUGAAGAUUUUGUUAUUGAUAGAAACAAAGAUUUAUCUAAUUAUACUCAAAUCUUGAUUGAAAAAGCGAAAGAAUUUAUUUCUCGAAUGCAUCAAGCUGAUUCUCCAUUUUUUCUAUACUGGGCUCCUGACUCAACUCAUGAUCCAGUAUAUUCAUCUGAGAAGUUUCGUGGAAAAAGUCAGAGAGGAGCAUAUGGCGAUGCAGUUAUGGAGCUGGAUUAUGGUGUAGGAUCAAUACUUAAUUUGUUAAAAGAAUUGAAUUUGGACCAAAACACUCUCGUCUUUUUUUCAUCCGAUAAUGGUGCCGCAAUGCUGAGUAGCUCAUGUGUUGAUGGUAGCAACGGACCAUUUUUAUGUGGAAAACAAACUACAUUUGAAGGAGGCGUUAGAGAGCCAACUAUUGCAUGGGGACCAGGAUUUGUCAAGCCAGGACAGAUUAGCCACCAACUUGGUAGUCUUAUGGAUUGGUUUGCAACAGCCGCUGAUUUAGCUGGGGUAUCACCUCCCACGGAUAGAUUAUAUGAUGGAAUUAGUCUAAGAAGCGUUUUGUAUAAUGGCGAGCCUUUUAACAGACCUAUCUUUCAUUACCGUGGCAAUACAUUGUUUGCUGUAAGGUUUGGACUUUACAAAGCACAUUAUUGGACUUGGACCAAUUCAUGGGAAGAGUACAAAACACAUGGUUAUGAAUUUUGCAGAGGUGAAAAUGUACCGAAUAUUACAACUCAUGAUCAAAUGAAUUACACAGCCCAGCCCGUUAUGUUUCAUUUGGGACGUGAUCCUGGUGAAAAAUGUCCAAUGAAGUUUAAUUCUGAAUACGAAGCCGCAAUGAAAUUAAUUAAAAAUGAAGUGAUGAAACAUGAACAAAAUUUAAUACCAGGACAUGCCGUAUUAGAUAUGUGCGAUAAUGGCAUAAUGAAUUGGGCACCGAAGGGGUGUGAUAAGUUGAAUAAAUGUCUCAAAGGGCCUCCUUCUGAACCUUUCAAAUGUGUUUGGAAUCAUUAACUCUACAUCAAACAUUAUCAGCAUAAUAUAUAUUAAGUGCAAUAAUUUUUC